Molecule: messenger RNA, 1359 nt
Organism: Trichomonas vaginalis G3
Lineage: Eukaryota; Parabasalia; Trichomonadida; Trichomonadidae
Exons: 1
Coding region: 1-1359 (452 amino acids)
Source: RefSeq, a predicted model, not a curated record
AUGAACGAAAAUCAACAGGAGGAGAGCAUAAAUAGUGAUGAAUUAGAUGAAAUACUCGCAGAAAAUAGCUUCACUAGUGAUCAAAAGACAAACUCUCCUCCAGAAUCUAUUUUAAUUUCCAAUAUUCCAAAACAAAAAUCGUCACCAAAGAUAUCUAAUACAAAUACGAAACGAAGAAAACCAUUUAUAAGUAGAAAAAUUGAUAUCGAUGAAAUAUUGAACAAUAUUCCGACUAAUAUCGAAAAACCUGAAUUACAAAUUGCACCGAUUCAAACAAAUACACAAGAAAAUCCACCAUCACCUCAAGUUAUAACAAUUCCGAACACUCUUUUACAAGUAAAUCAACAUAUCGAAGAUUAUUUAAAAUCCAAAUUAUUUUCAUUUAAAAUAGAUUUUCUAAAUGCUGUAAACGAUUUACUUGACAGGAGUAACGAUAUAUCUCUCAUUACAAAUGAUUUUCUCCUUCAUUUAAAAGACGAUAUCAAAGAAAAUAUAUCAUUUUCUAUUAAAACAGACCAUGGUAUCUCUAUUGAAGAUGACUUACUGCAAUAUCAACCAUUAAUUAAGAAUUCAAUUAAUUCUAAGUUAUAUAAUUAUGAUACACAGUCAAUUAUACAUUCUCAUAGUUUAAUUAAAGGCUCUCAACCAAUAUUGGAUGAUUUUAAUCAAAUGAAGAAUGAUCUAAUCUCAACAAUCAAAAAAUCAAUGAAAUAUGAAAAAUAUAAUAAACCAAAACAAGCAAAUUUAGAGAAAUUGAAAUCUAAAAGGAUGGAUUUAGAAGCACAGCUAGCAUUUAUUGAUUUGGAAAUUGCCCAUGCUAAAGAUUGCACAGAAAAAUUGCAAAAAUUAAGAAACCAAAAUUCUUUUUCAAAUAAUUUAUACGAAGAUGAAGAAAAGUCUGAUUACAACACUGCAUUUAGUCUUCUGAAAGAGUUAAAUGAUGAAAUACAACACGAUUCAUCCAAAGUUUGCAGUAUUCUACAAUCAACAUCUCAUGAUAAUGAAAUAGAGUUUAAAUCAAUGAUGGAUUUGACAUCUGAUUGGAUUGAUGAACUUUUGACUAGUUUUGAUUCAUUAUCUUCACCUCUUCCGUCUCCAACAUCACCACGACGUAAAACAAGAAUAUCUAUGACAGAUGAAUAUGAUGAAAGCAGCGAUGACAGAGAAAACAAACUAAAAAUCAAUCAUGCAAAAAGUUUGAAUAGUUUUAGAGGAAUAAAAACUCCAACAAGAGAUAUUUAUGACAGGAGAAGACAGAACGAAACAGAAAUAUUCAAUGAUAGUGAUUCUUUUACUGAUACUCUAAAUCCAAAUCUCAUUAACUUCGCCAAAUCAUAUUCACACAUAAACUACGUUUAG